AUGAUACCCUUGAUCGAUGCCCAUUGUCAUGUCACUACCACUGUCGCUGGUACCUUGGAUAGCUCAAACUUUUCUGAUCCUAACUUGAUGAGGUGUGUAAUGUCCACCAACGUCUACGAUUGGGAUAAGCUGAAAUCUUUAGGCAGUGAUGAUGGCACGUUUCUUAGCUUCGGCGUACACCCCUGGUACUCUCAUCUUUUCUCAUUGGGUAAUCCAGUGAGUAAGCAUGAGCACUAUACGGCAGUACUGGAGUCUUCUAGUCAGGCAAAUAUCAAUGAUCUUAUUGGUCUUCUGCCUGAUCCAGUUGACCUCAAUUCAUACAUCGAUAGAGAAUUUGAUAUCAGACGUAUAAGCUGCAUUGGGGAAAUUGGAAUCGACAAAUUAUUCAGAUUACCUGAGAAUGGCUUUUAUCAGGCUCAUCAAAGUGCUAGGCUUAGUAGUGUUCGAGUUAAACUGACACACCAAGUGGAAGUUUUUACAGUGUUUUGCAGGUUAGCUAUCAAAUACUCCUUGCCCGUGUCUCUACAUGCUGUGAAAUGUCAUGGCAUGAUGUUUGAUCUUUGUAAAUCACUUUUGUUCCCCCACGAAGCAGUUAAGAUAUGCCUUCACUCAUACACAGGUUCAUUCGAUACACUAGAAAACUUCUGGCUCAAAGAGCUACCAUCAAGUAGAAUCUACCUUAGUCUCUCCAGGUGGAUCAGCUUCAAGAAUGCUGAUAAUGGCCGAAAGCUAUUGCAGGCCUUACCUUUAGAAUGCACCCUCACAGAAACCGACUACGCGGUGGACAAUGAAAAGGAGAAUUUGCUCCUCGAACAAGUGAGUUAUGUCAUUGAUGAAGUUACUCAAACCCAUCAACUUGAAAGUUCGCAAGUUGCUAAGCAGAUUAUCUACGAUAAUUUCUGUCGGUUCAUUUCGAUGAACCUUUAA
Messenger RNA from Lachancea fermentati, 927 nucleotides. The record is from the annotation of a GenBank genome assembly. NCBI's taxonomy places the organism in Eukaryota, Fungi, Ascomycota, Saccharomycetes, Saccharomycetales, Saccharomycetaceae.